AUGGCUGUGGAUGUUAAGCGCUCUAUCUCAUUCUCUCUUUCUCUCAUUCCCUUUCUCUCUCUUUCUCUCAUUCUCUCUUUCUCUCAUUCUCUUUCUCUCUCUUUCUCUCAUUCUCUUUUUCUCUUUACCUCUUACAUUCUCCUUCUUUCCAUUGUUCACACUUUCUCUCACUAUCUCUCAUUCUCUCAUUCUUUUGUCACCGUCUUUUUCUCUCUCUCUCUCUCUCUCUCUCUCUCUCUCUCUUUCUCGUCAUCCUUCUCUCUCGUUCUCGACAUCAGUCUCUGUCUGUCUCGCAUGCCCGUUCUCGCUCUCGUUUUUUCUUCCUCUCACACACCCUCACUCUCUUUCUCUUUCUUUCUCUAUCUAUCGAUCUAUCUAUCUAUUUAUCUCUCACUCUGUCUCUUGAUAUCCACCUCCUCUCUCAAUCACGUCCUUUCUCACAUUAUAACUCCCUAUUGUUCUCAUUCUCUUCCUUAUUCUCUGAUUAUUUCGUUUUCGGCGUCUCUCUCACUCUCUAACUCUUUCUCUCUCGUUCGUGUUGUCUCGCUCGCUUUCUCUCUCUCUCUCUCUCUCUCGAUCACCCUCUCUCUCGCUCUCUCUGUUUCUCUCUUACGUUCUCGCUAA
Acanthosepion pharaonis is the source of this 624-nucleotide messenger RNA. NCBI's taxonomy places the organism in Eukaryota, Metazoa, Mollusca, Cephalopoda, Sepiida, Sepiidae. The record is from the annotation of a GenBank genome assembly.